Messenger RNA from Nematostella vectensis (starlet sea anemone), 2605 nucleotides. RefSeq lists its product as uncharacterized. The record is from RefSeq and is a predicted model, not a curated record. The transcript is spliced from 6 exons. Lineage: Eukaryota; Metazoa; Cnidaria; Anthozoa; Actiniaria; Edwardsiidae. Bases 301 to 1587 code for a protein of 428 amino acids.
CAGGAGCAUCAAAAAGUCUGUAAUAUCUAUCGUUUUUAGCGCUAUUCACAUCUAUAACGACACAACUCCGUCUGUUACCAACAAGCACUGUCAGCAACUUGAGACCUCUCGUAUUUUUUACGCUAAGCUUUUGGGUGACAGUCACGCAAAUUGCAGAGGUCACCAGAACGAUAACAUUGCGUAACGCCCCAUUUUUCGGGCGGCGAUAUCCCCCGCUCGCUAUCUAUUCCCACUGAAACUCCACAGAAACGCUUGCUACGCAGGCUACGUAACGUCCCACCUACCAGCAUCUCGCAGGCGAUGGAGCAGCAAAAUGAAAAGGCUAAACUACUGUGUCCACACCCUUUAGACAUACAAGUCCUACAUCGAUCAAAGAGAAAGUCUUGUGCACGAGAUCUUAUCUUACUUUUCUUGGCUAUCGCCGGUCAAACUGGACAAAAUGUCAUGUUGCCGAUGUGGGUCGAUUCCGCCGGAUCAACAAACGCGUCUAUGUCCUCACAUGACUUCCCGUCACAUGAUUUCCGUCCCUUCACCGAUCAGUACUUUAUUUUGUUUAUAUCGUCAUUAGUUUUUGCAUUGGUGUUUGGACCGAUUGCCUUAGUUAAGGUAUGGCUUUAUCCAGUGCAGGAGUAUAAAUACAGCCGUGCACCUCAAAGGUAUCUUGUGCCUGUUGGUGCCGUGUAUGGGCUAAGCGCUGUUUGUAUUGUGUUUGGAGCAAGUGGGGAAAGGACAGCGCCUUAUUUGCAGUCAAUAUUAUCCACUGCUAAUAUUCCGGCUACACUAUUGAUAAGGUUUAUAGCACUCAAGAAAAUCCCCACAAAAAGGAAAUUUGUGUGUGCCAUAGUGACUCUGUUAUCACUAUCUCUCUGUUUAAUGCCAUCGAUAAUACCUACAAUUGACCCCCGCCAGCAUUCUGACCAGGGGGGUGCAAAGGGCGUGGCUGGAGUCCUAUGGCCCAUGUGCUUCAUGCUGGGAUUUGUGCUUUUAGCUGUGGCUUACAUUCUAAUAGAGUAUGCCGUCUCAAUGGUGUCUGCAUCUUCUAGUAAGCCUCCUGAUGUCAUGCAUAUGAUUGGCUCAACCAACUUCUAUCAGUUUCUGACGCUGGCGCUUUGCUUCUGGGUGGAUGCCAUCCCUGGGUUUGGAAGCACAAACAGCAUAGCCGAAGUCUGGAAAAAUUUUAAAUUUGGGAUGCAGUGCUUUUUUGGAGGUGUUGGUUGCUCUUCAUCCUGUGGGUUGUUGGGAAUGGGGUUUAUGUUCUGUGCUAUCCUAACCUACAUUGGUACCCUCUAUCUCCUGGAAGGCGAGGGCGCAACUUAUGUAGCCAUUGUACAGGCGAUCGUGACGCCGCUUGGGUUUUUGUUUUGGACAUUGUUCAAGGAACAGCCAGGCUUCCAUUGGCAACCAGAAGUCAGUAUCACCACGUGGUUUAACAUCGUUGGUCUAGUGAUCAUGGUUCCGUCUAUCUAUAUCUACAACACGGGGCCUCCAGACAGAACGACUGCUUCCACAAAGAAGUUAAAGAGACUUUCGAUCGAAGGAAGUCGUGAGUCCAACGCAUCCAUCGACAUGUCAACCGAGCCGCCCUAGAUAGCUCUUAAAUCUUCAUAGUAAUUACUAAUUUUGCUCUCGUCAUAUGAUAUCUGAUAAUACAAAGAAACACUUAAUAACGCCGUACCUCAAUACCAUAAUGCGCUGAUAGUGGUUAAGAUUAACUGCUCAACUUCCAACCAACAGCGCAAAGGUCUGAUCCGCAACAACGCAGCCGGCAUAGGAACAUUAUACGAUUUAACCCACCAUGUAACAAGAACGUAAGCACUAGUAUAGGUAGAGUUCAUUUUAGUUGAUAAGUGUUUACCAUGUUGGUGGUACCCUUAGAUAUAGCUAUAUGCCAAACUGCUUGCAGGUACAAUAAGAACAUUUUGAAGAGAAGUAACAAUGAACAGGAGGAUAACGAUAGAUGAUGUAAUUGCAGGAAAAGGGCCGGAACAGACGCGUACCCAAGAUUGGCUGGGGGGGGGGGGGGGGGGGGGGGUGUGUAUCAUAUAAAAAAGGUAUCAUAUAAAAAAGCAUCGUAUUUGAGGAUUCCUUAAUAAGAAAUUACCUACUUUUUGGCCGCCAAGAGGGGUGGGGUACCUUGGGCAUCCCCUGUGUACGCGCCUGGGUUGAAUGUUCUUUAAACGGUUAAACUUCCAAUAAGUUUGAUGGUCAUAGCCUAAGGCGCGUUUCAGACAAGAUUGAGGAAUCAUGCUUCUUCAGAAUUGAAAACAGAAGAAACGAGACUGAGCUGACUAAGUAUGUAUUACAGUUAAAGAAUAGGGGGCACACUCGUCCCACGAAAUCAUAUAUAUGUACGUAGUUGUAAACUUUGAUGUCAGUUUAGCUUAGAAGCGGAUUCACGAAUUGGGUCUACGAAAAAGAACUAUAUUAAGCUGCAUCGAAUGCACUGAGUCUUACUUAAGGGAUUUUUUUAAUACAUAUAUUAACGUGUCGUAUGGGGCGUUGGACGCUCUUUACUCCUCGGGAUCAAAGUGUCCCUGCAAUUUAUGCACAUGUUAUUUUUAACUCAGGUAAGAUGUAUACUAAAACAGUAAAUUGUAAUAAUUUA